GCCAUCACUUCUCCAAGAGUGGCUGAGAAAACUUUAAUUGCAGGAAGUAAACUAGAAAAAAGGAACAUUAUCGCACCGUAAAGUUUAUUUCAGUGCCACCACAGCUUUUAAACUCGUCGCUUGAGAGGUGAAGCUGUGCUGAGAUAUUUCCGACUGCCUUACUGGAAUGUUUUAAAUAUGAAUGCAAGCCAGAUCAACGAGAGUCUCUCCUCAGCUAAGUGCACGCGGGACACCAGUGUCACCGGAGUCGUGUUCCCCUGUCUGUAUUCACUUCUGUUUCUGGGGGCCCUCCUUCUCAACAGCCUGGCCGCCUGGGUCUUCUUCCAGAUUCCCAGCUCUUCCACCUUCGUGGUGUACCUCAAAAACGUGGUGGUCGCUGACCUGCUAAUGACCGUGACCAUACUGAUUAAAGUGCUCGGUGACUCUGGCCUGGGGUCCUGGCAGCUGAAGGCUUUCACGUGCCGCUACUCUGCCGUGCUCUUCUACAUGACCAUGUACAUCAGCAUCAUACUGCUGGGGCUGAUCAGCUUCGACCGCUACCUAAAGAUCGUGAGGCCCUUCGGGAAGUUGUUCAUCCAGAAGGUGACCACCGGGAAGGUCCUGACCGUUGGCGUCUGGGUGGUGAUGUUCUCCAUGACCGCGCUGCCCAACAUGGUCCUGACCAACAGGGACCCACCCCUCAACACAACAAUAAAGUGCAGCUCUCUUAAGGGACCCCUGGGGCUGAAGUGGCAUGAGGCCGUCAACUACUUCUGCCAGUUCCUCUUCUGGGGCACCCUGGCUCUGAUGGUCUUCUGCUACACGUUCAUCAGCAAGAAAGUGUACGAGUCCUACCAGAACUCCCGCAGCUCCGCCAAAAACGCCACCAGGAAAACAAAGGCGAAGGUGUUCAUCGUGGUGGCCGUGUUUUUCAUCUGCUUCGCGCCCUUCCACUUCGCCAGAGUGCCCUACACACUGAGCCAGACCCGGAGCACGAGCAGCUGUGUGCUGCAGACCGUGCUGUACAUCACCAAAGAGACUACCCUUUGGCUGUCUGCCACAAACACUUGCCUGGAUCCCCUGAUAUACAUAUUCCUGUGCAAAUCAUUUAGGACAAAGCUGGCUGAAGCCCUGCGGCUCAAGUCUAAAUGCCUCUCUGCUGAAGGAGCGGAUUCGUUUGCUGAAACCUCUACCAAAGUUGAGGCAACAUCUUUGUAACAUGCGGCCUUCCCAUCAGAAUACAGUAGGAUUAUCUUCACAAUGAAAACCAUUCGUAGUGGUUUUGUAGACAAGCACAGCACAUUCUGCACAAACCCAGUGAAUGCAGGGUAGCAGCUGUAAGACCUGGCUAAAAUAAAGAGACGACAGGCAUGUGAGAAGACAAAGUCGUGCAACACACGAAUAUUCACACAAUUCUGCAAAACCAUCAAGUUAGUCGGGGCUGUUGUACCAGUGCAUCAUUGCGUUUUGGCGUACAUCGUGCUUUGUGAAUUUGUUACAGGACCACAUUGUUUCUGCAUUGUUGAUUUACUAAGGCCUGCUGAUAUCUAAGAUAUCUGGCCGUUGUCUGACUGUACUGAGGACUGAAAUACAGUAUGUCACUUGUGCAAAUAUUUUAGUUCAGAAAACUUGUAAAAUGUAUGGGACAUUGUAGAAGCUAAUCCAGAUAAGAUGCAUUAUAUUUUACUCCAUCAUGCUGUCCCACCUGGGCAAAAGAAUUUUUUAAUUUUUAAUUUAUUUUUGAGUGAUGAAAAAUAGUCAUGGAAUUCUAAAGUAUAAAACUACUGUAUAUAUGAUCUUCAUACAGGUGGCUACCUUUCUUUCUUUUUCUAACUUGAAACGUGGGUUUUAUACAUAUUCAAGCUGUUUUGUCAUGUUUUUAUUAUACUGUACAUGACUGAAUACAUCUUUUUCCUUUAUGAUUA
Molecule: messenger RNA, 1904 nt
Organism: Lepisosteus oculatus (spotted gar)
Lineage: Eukaryota; Metazoa; Chordata; Actinopteri; Semionotiformes; Lepisosteidae
Product: P2Y purinoceptor 13
Biological process (GO): negative regulation of adenylate cyclase activity; G protein-coupled receptor signaling pathway
Cellular component (GO): membrane
Molecular function (GO): G protein-coupled purinergic nucleotide receptor activity
Source: RefSeq, a predicted model, not a curated record